AGAACAAUUCUUCUCUCUCUCACUCUCUCUCUCUCUCCCCUUCAUCAAGCUGCAUAGAGCUGAUCGGCGAAAAUGGCCAAGUGUCACCGGAACAAUGUAGAUCCUCUCAUCCUUCACCGCAUUCCCUCCGCUUCUUCUUCCUCCACCUCCUUGAACUCCUUCUCCAGAUCGACAUUCCGCAGAUUGAUCCUGGACGCCAUCAGCUGCGGCGGUAGCUCACGUCAUCAGCGAGAACUCCAACAAGACGAAGAUAAAACGACGAUCGGAGGGGAUGAUUUAGCGACGAAAUCAGAGAAGCUAUGCGAUCUGCUAAACUUAACGAAGAUGGAGACGAAGAAAGAGGAAACGCUGGAGAUUCUGAAACGCGUGGCUAAGGAUUUACAAGCGGAAGAGACGGAGAGAGAGAAGAAAGUAAUGGCAGCUAGUGAGGUUAGGCUGUUAGCGAAGGAUGACGCGGAGGCGAGAGUGACGCUCGCCAUGCUCGGUGCGAUCCCUCCGCUCGUUAGCAUGAUCGACGAUUCGCAAAACGAAGAUGAUCUGAUUGCUUCUCUCUAUGCUCUUCUCAAUCUCGCAAUCGGCAAUGAUGCGAACAAAGAAGCCAUUGUUAGAGGAGGAGCCGUUCACAAAAUGCUAAAGCUUAUCGAAUCGUCAAAGCCUCCUCCUAACCAAGCAAUCUCCGAGGCCAUCGUCGCGAACUUUCUUGGUUUAAGCGCGUUAGAUUCGAACAAACCGAUCAUCGGUUCCUCUGGAGCGAUCAUCUUCCUAGCGAGAGCCCUGAAAACUAGUAGCUCGCAAGCUAGAGAAGACGCUCUUCGCGCUCUUUACAACCUCUCGAUCCACCACCAAAACGUCUCGUUCAUCCUCGAAACCGACCUCGUCCCUUUCCUCUUGAACGCGUUGGGAGACAUGGAAGUCAGCGAGAGGAUCCUCUCGGUCUUGACCAACGUGGUAUCAGUGUCGGAAGGAAGAAAAGCGGUCGGAGAAGCGGUCGAAGCGUUUCCUAUACUGGUCGACGUGUUGAACUGGAACGAUUCGGAGAAGUGUCAAGAGAAAGCGGUUUACAUUCUCAUGUUGAUGGCUCACAAGGGGUAUGGAGGCCGGAGGGCUAUGAUCGAAGCGGGUAUUGAAUCUUCGUUGCUUGAGCUGACGCUUGUGGGAAGCCCAUUGGUGCAAAGGCGAGCUUCGAGGAUACUAGAGUCCUUGAGAGCGGUCGACAAAGGGAAGCAAGUGUCGGCUCCGAUCUAUGGGAUAACAUGUUCUUCUUCUUCAUCUUCGUUGAGCAGAGAGAGGAAUCGUGAGAUUAGGAUGAGUGAUGAGAGGAGGGCAGUGCAGCAGUUAGUGCAACAGAGUUUACAGAGCAACAUGAAGAGGAUUGUGAAGAGAGCUAAUUUUCCACAAGACUUUGUUACUACUUCACAGCAUUUUACAAAGAGCUUAACUUUCUAAACUUUGUAAAAGACAUAUGCACCGACAAACUCGUGGUUGUGGAGAAAGUGGAAAAUACAAAGGGCCGUCGUCGCAUUCGCAUUCACAAUUUCAUAGAAACAAGAAGGAAGCCACGCGACGUAUGUCACAAGUCACAGACUCGCAAUUAGUUACAUUUUGUUUAUUUUGUGGUUGUUCAAAACCUAGUUGGAACUAUUCAGAAGAGAUUCUUUUUCCAAACAAGUUUCCAAUCCAAGUUUGGUAUGAGAGCUAUAGUUUGAAAUUUUCCUUACAUUGUAUAUUAGAUCAGAUAUAAUUUCUCAGCGCAUAUAUGCGCACAUUUCUUUUCAAUUUGUGG
This is a messenger RNA of Brassica oleracea var. oleracea, 1783 nucleotides long. Its product is annotated as U-box domain-containing protein 7. The coding region runs from base 73 to 1446 and encodes 457 amino acids. The transcript has 3 exons. The record is from RefSeq and is a predicted model, not a curated record. Gene Ontology annotation, molecular function: protein binding. NCBI's taxonomy places the organism in Eukaryota, Viridiplantae, Streptophyta, Magnoliopsida, Brassicales, Brassicaceae.